CGGUGCACGCCCUCGCCGCCUCUCCCGCCGCAGCCCACGCCUACACCUGCUCCUUCGCCAGGCGCGACGGGCUUAUCUCUUCCUUACACGCCGCGCCCGCAGUUCUGGCCUGUCUCUCGCGCCCUCCCGAGUCGAAGCGCACGUCGCGGGGCUGCAACACCUUCGUAAGGAGUGACUUUUGUUUGACAGUGUUGGCACCCUCCUCUGUGUCGAGGCGGCACUAGCUACCUGUGUGGCCGUCGCUCGCGUCCAGGCACACCGACCCCUCCUACAGGUCUAAACACCAGUCUUGGGAGAGACUGAUCUUCGCUACUCGUGUCUAAAGGAUACAUUUAUAGUGUCUUGCAGACGCCGUGCUGUCUGAGAGGAGCGAGAUCGUAAAAUUCUCUGGAUGCUGUCAAGAACUCCGGCGUUGUUAGCGGCUGCGGCUGGACCUGAAGGAUACCUGUCCCGCUGGGUCUCGUGGUCCGGGAUGAGCGCCACCACGCCCCCAGGGACGCCGUCCAAGGGCACUGCGGCCGAGGGUAUGCCGUCGCUGUCGCCGCAGCCGCCGAGGGCCUUCAAGCCGCGCUCGAGGACGUCCUCGAAGGCGUCCAACGUGUCCGAACGCACCAAGGUCACGUACCCGCUCGUACCGAAGCUGCCCGUGCCCCCUCUCGGCCACACUCUCUCGUGGUACCUGACCCACCUGAAGACGGUACUUCGGGAGGAGGAGUACCAGGAGGCGGUCGCUGUCGUGGAGGAAUUCGGGAAACCUGGAGGCGUCGGCGAGAAGGUGCAGGAGGAGCUCAUCAAAAGGCACGACGCGAUGGACAACUGGGUGUACGAAUGGUGGCUGGACGACAUGUACCUGAACGUGUCCUUGCCUCUGCCAGUCAACAGCAACCCUGGGAUGGUUUUCCCUCAUCAGAAAUUCGCCUCAGAUGCUGACAUGAUCAACUUCGCUGCCCGUCUCGUCAUCGCUUCAAUCGACAUGAAAGAGAGGAUUGAAUUAGGUGACCUGGACGUCGACCGCUGCAGCGCCAGGGAGAAGCAUCAACCGAUGUGUAUGGCGCAGUACAAUCGUGUGUUCUCGUCUUACCGACGGCCGGCGAUCCCAAAGGACAAGUUACUCUCGGUAACAGAGUUUCAGAAAGAAAAUCAGCACAUCAUCGUUUACUACAAGAAUCACAUCUACCGAGUGGAGGUGGUGGUGGAGGGCGUGAAGAUGACGCUGCAGCAGGUGGUGUCCCAGAUGCGCGAGAUCCUUCGGGAGGUGGACGAGUACGAGGGCUCCGACCCCCCUCCCGUCGGAGUCAUGACGGCGGAGAACAGGCGCACGUGGGCGCAGAGCAGACAGCUUCUGUGCGGAGACCAAGAGAACCAGAAAGUGCUUCGAACCAUCGAAACCAGCGUCCUCCUGGUCUGUUUCGACGACCCGCUGCCCUCGCGUUUCAACCUGACCACGCGCACCAGCCACCGAGCCAGCCUCUCCAAGCGGUCCAGCAGCUUUAACAUGAACGCCCAGAACUCGGAAGUAACCAUGCGGGACGAGGUCAACGCAGGUCACCAGAUGAUUCACGGAGGCGGUUACAACCACAACACAGCCAACAGGUGGUUCGACAAGACCAUCCAGUUCGUGGUGACCCGCGACGGGUGGUGCGGCCUGUGCUACGAGCACUCGUGCGCCGAGGGCAUCGUGGUGAUCCAGCUGGUGGAGCAGGUGCUGCAGGAGGCCGACGAGGAGAGGGCGCCCGGCGAGGCCACGUCCGAGCGCCACGACAGCCUGACGGUUCCCGAGGGACAGGGCUUGCCCGCGCCCGAGGAGGCCGCGCCCACGCCCUCGCGCCUCGAGUGGAGGGUCACGCCCGUCAUUUACAGGAGGAUACAGGAGGCGGCCGACCAUGUGGACAAGCUGGUAGAGGAUCUGGACUUCCGCAUCCUCCGAUACCUCGGCUUCGGCAGGAACUUCAUGAAGAAAGUCAAGUGCUCUCCCGACGCCUUCCUGCAACUGGCGCUUCAGUUGGCGUUCUUCAGUGGCAAAAGUGGGCAUUAUAAUUACAUGUUAUAUGAAUGGACCGCACAAUUCAACAUCGCCGACCGCCUGGCCAAGUUCGACACCGCUAUCGCGCUCCAGACGGACAUUAUGGUCAACAACAUCCUGGGCCGAGGCAUCGAUAUCCACCUGCUGGGCCUGAGAGAGAUGGCCAAGGAAAUGGGACUAUCCACACCCGAAAUUUUCAGCCACAGGUCAUACCAAGUGUCCAACCACUUCCGGCUCUCGACCAGCCAGGUUCCCACGCUCUCUGACUCCUGGAUGGGAUACGGUCCAGUGGUUCCCGACGGAUACGGAGCUUCCUACAACCCUCACCCGGACUACAUUGUAUUCUGUCUCUCAGCUUUCAAAUCCUGCGAAGAGACAUCGACUCUGGAGUUCGGCCGCGGCCUCGAGAGGGCGCUCGACGAGAUGAAGUCGCUUUUGGAAACCAGGCUUAAAUAGGCCGAUUUUCGUUUUUUUUAAAAGUCUGCGAUGAAAUACGCGGAUACGUUUUCUCUGAGAUAAGGGAUGGUUGUUGAUACAUGAAUCCUGUUCACUAGACGAACGCUUGUUAAGGCAAACUAGUCCAGGCAAGUUAGCCAUGUGCCACUAUAUUCUGUCGUGAUCUUGUUACCAAAGAUAUCCAAGAUAUCUAUAAAAAAUAUUAAAUUUUUACGGAAAAUUGACGAUGAUUACGAAACAAACAAGAGUCAUAUUGUUAGUAAAUGAUCAUUGUCGAGUUUAUACGAAUGGAUCUCAUAUAGAAAUGCACAUAUCUUUUAGCUUUAGGGUUGUUGAUAAUCAUAGAAUAUAUGUCCUUGAUAUAGAUGGUGUAUCCAGAGUAUGCUGUCCCUGAAGUAUUUCGGUUUUCGUCUGACCGCGUCACUGUAGGGACUGUCUCUGACCGAGCAAAUGCUGACUAGUCAUAGGAGAGGAGUGAAUCUUCGUCAUAUUUUUUUUUUUGUAUUCUUUUGAUUCCCUCUUUAAAAAAAAUGCAAUAAUGAUAAUUAAAAAAAAACGGGGAGGAAGAAGAAAACAAAGUGACACUGUAAUACAAGAUAUGUUAGGUUAGUUAUCUAAAUGUUCACCAUGUUUUGCAUAGUCAUGAUUUAUGUCUCAUCCUAAACAUUUUAUUGCAGACUUUGGUAAAUUUCACCAACAACGUAAAGUUCAAAGAAAUUAGACUUUCCGUUUUUUGAUUCAUUAUAUCUGGCAUGGAGUACACCC
This is a messenger RNA of Penaeus monodon (black tiger shrimp), 3244 nucleotides long. RefSeq names its product choline O-acetyltransferase-like (gene ChAT). Gene Ontology annotation, molecular function: choline O-acetyltransferase activity. Gene Ontology annotation, biological process: acetylcholine biosynthetic process; neuromuscular synaptic transmission. Gene Ontology annotation, cellular component: cytoplasm; neuron projection. NCBI's taxonomy places the organism in Eukaryota, Metazoa, Arthropoda, Malacostraca, Decapoda, Penaeidae. The record is from RefSeq and is a predicted model, not a curated record.